AUCACAUUCAACUACAGCACCUAUCAUCCAGCAGUAGAUCAAGAUGCCAGAAAUGAGCAGUCUUCAUCUGAACACUCCUCUAAGAGACAGCGUGCCUAUGUCCAAACUAGCUGGUACCAAAGUGUAUCUAAAACUUGACAAUGCCCAGCCAACAGGGUCCUUCAAAAUCCGUGGAAUUGGACAUCUCUGUAAAACAUGGGCAGAACGAGGCUGUAAACAUUUUGUAUGUUCUUCAGGAGGCAAUGCUGGCCUGGCAGCCGCUUAUAGCGCCCGCAUGCUGUCCAUCCCUGCCACUGUUCUCGUGCCAGUUACUACUCCAAGCUUCACCAUUCAGAGAAUCAGAGAUGAAGGUGCUACUGUCUGUGUGGUGGGAGAGAUGCUCGAUGAUACAAUUGAGCAUGCUAAGGAGUUGGUGAAGAAUAACCCAGGAUGGGUGUACAUACCUCCAUUUGAUGACCCUUUAAUAUGGGAAGGCCACACUUCACUGGUAAAAGAAAUGAAGGAAAGCCUUCUUUCAAAACCAGGAGCAAUUGUUCUCUCAGUUGGUGGUGGUGGUAUGCUCUGUGGAGUAGUCCAAGGUCUCCAGGAAGUGGGAUGGAAUGAUGUUCCCAUAAUUGCAAUGGAAACAAAAGGCGCUCACAGUCUUCAUGCUGCACUAGAGGAAGGAAAACUAGUGACUCUUCCAGAAAUUACCAGUGUGGCUAAGACAUUGGGAGCCAAGACCGUCGGCGCACAAACACUUAAAGUGGCUAAAGAACAUCCCGUAUUCUCGGAGGUCAUCUCUGACCAAGAUGCUGUGAUGGCCAUUGAGAGGUUCCUAGAUGAUGAGAAAAUGCUUGUUGAACCAGCGUGUGGAGCUGCCCUUGCUGCGGUAUACAGUGACGUGAUUGGGAAGCUGCAGAAGGAGGGCAAGCUGAAGACAGACCUCUCAUCUGUGGUCAUUAAUGUGUGUGGUGGGAACAACAUCACUCUCAAACAACUCUUCCAACUUAAGGAGCAGUUGGGCAUGGAGUAUGUCAGUGCUGCAUAGGAAAAGACCGUGCUUGCUAAACAUUCGGACUAAGUCACUGUAUCAGUCUGCAGGGAAUCUCGUCAACUCAAGGCAUAGGAAGAACUGUCAAACAUGUUCUUUCCAAACAAAAUUCAGGUUCACUGUUCAAUAUAGGAGUAUGGCAUUAUCUGACAUCCCUAAACUUGUCCUCAGAUGGCUGUGUUGCUGACAGAAGGUGAUGGUUACUGAAUGCCAGUAACGUGUAUGUAACUCUGUGCUACACAUCAGUACUCCUCAUCUGACCUUAUCCUCUAGCAUCCAGAGACCAGGACAGUUUUAGUAGAGCUGUAGAACCCUUUGUUAGAGUAUAGCAUGGAUUGUAAUGAGAAGAAUACUGUAUUUAUGUAGGUAUUACAAAGACCACAGAUGUAUGAGAAAGCUAAUAAAGGCUAGCUGAAAGGAAAUAUUUCAAUGUAACCACUACCUCUAUAUUAUGUGAAACAUUACUGUGAAGACAU
Messenger RNA from Bufo bufo (common toad), 1509 nucleotides. RefSeq names its product L-serine dehydratase/L-threonine deaminase-like. Gene Ontology annotation, biological process: L-threonine catabolic process; L-serine catabolic process. Gene Ontology annotation, molecular function: threonine deaminase activity; L-serine ammonia-lyase activity; pyridoxal phosphate binding. The record is from RefSeq and is a predicted model, not a curated record. The transcript is spliced from 8 exons. NCBI's taxonomy places the organism in Eukaryota, Metazoa, Chordata, Amphibia, Anura, Bufonidae. The coding region runs from base 44 to 1030 and encodes 328 amino acids.